Messenger RNA from Stylophora pistillata, 4969 nucleotides. RefSeq names its product protein mono-ADP-ribosyltransferase PARP14-like. The record is from RefSeq and is a predicted model, not a curated record. Gene Ontology annotation, biological process: negative regulation of gene expression; protein poly-ADP-ribosylation. Gene Ontology annotation, molecular function: NAD+ poly-ADP-ribosyltransferase activity; transcription corepressor activity; RNA binding. Lineage: Eukaryota; Metazoa; Cnidaria; Anthozoa; Scleractinia; Pocilloporidae. Gene Ontology annotation, cellular component: nucleus; cytoplasm.
GGUUUGUUCUCUACGACAAAGACUAUCCAACUAUCCAAGCCUUCGAAGAGGAGUUAAAAAGAAGAAAUAGGGAGAACGCGCCUAUUCCGGUCAAGAAAGCCGCGCACCCAAUUGAAGUACAAUCCGAGAAUAGCCCCUCUUCGGCUGUCCAAGUAUUUUCUUCUCCUACCAUGACAUUUUCUCAAGUACGAGAACGACGGCCACAUCACUUGGAAACAAGUCUUGGAGCACUAUGCUUCCAGGCUCAACCAGGCGACAUUACUGACGAGAGAACGGAUGCCAUCGCCAUUAUAUCUAAUCCUGAUCUAGAUUUGAAGAGAGGGGGCGGUGCGGGGGCAGCAAUUCUCAGGAAAGGAGGUGCCUCCAUUCAAAGAGAGUGUAAGUUAUGUGGCCCACAAUUACCCGGAUCAGUUGUAGUUACAAAAGCAGGUAACUUAAAUGCAAGCUUUGUCUUCCACAUAGUCCUUACUCAACCUCUAAACAACAAAAGCAUCAAAGCAGCAAUAAUGAUGUGCCUUUAAGAGGCUGAGAAAAGGGGUCUUUCAUCGAUCUCAUUUCCUGUUAUUGGAACAGGUAAUCUUGGCGUUACAGCAAAAUCCUGUGCGGAGACAAUGUUAUCCGCACUUUGCGACUUUAACAACCACCAGCCUGCUUCCUUGCAGCUCGUUAAGAUGACUAUUUUCCAAAAAGAAAUGACUAAAGACGUCCGUCAGGCAAUGGAAGAAGCAUCUGGACAAGCACCUGCAGAUAAACCUGGAAUUAUUCAACGAGUAGUCUCCACAUUUAGUUGUCUCCUUGGCUUCGGAGAGAAGGACAAUGAGUUUACAAAGAGCUUUCAAGAAGACUCCAACAAAAUUCUCCACCUUGCAAUCUUUGCUGGUUGUAUGGAGGACAUUCAAAGAGCAACUCGCCGCAUAAACGAAAUUAUGACAGAGAACUCAACGACCAAAACUAUUGAGCAUGAAGCUGUCUCGAUGCUUUUUAAGGAUAAUCUCCGCAAGAUUCACACCCUUGAGCAAAUACAUGAUGUUUCAGUUUCUGUCGAGAAACUUGUAGGGCGCAUUGUGAUUCGUGGGCAGCCUUCAGACCUCCUUAACGUCACAGGUGAGAUCCAUACGAUUUUACACAAAGUGAAAGAAGAAGAACACGAACGUAAGCGAGCUGAGGCCUUGUUAAACGAUAUUAGAUGGAAGUGCCAUGAUGGCGCUAACUUUGUGGAAUUUGGAAGCCUCAUAAAUGCAAAGAUCGAAGCUGCCUAUCAUGAGAAGAAAACCAGGAUAACCAUAACUACUGAAGAGAACGAAGAUUUCCGAAUCGAUUUCGGCUCAAUGACAAUGACCGAUCCACUUGGCGUUGCCACUCCAGUCCAGAGAAUCGAUCUGCGAAAGGGGGUCCUGCUACCUACUUACUGGAUUCCACAACCAAAAGACUCACAGGGCUUAGAAAUAACUGUACAUCUUGUGGAGUUGGAUCCUGCGAAAGACACACAGCAGUACGAAACUGUUCAGGACCGAUUCAAGCAAACCUGUCCCAACCAAAUUGUGAAGAUAGAGCGAGUCCAAAAUCCAGCUCUCUUUGGCUCGUAUAUAAUCCGAAAACAGAAGAUGGAUGAGACGAAGGGUAGCAACGAGCAGUGGUUAUUUCAUGGCACUCCGGGUGAUAACUGCAAAUUAAUAAAUCACACAGGUUUCAACAGAAGCUUUCAUGGUAAAAAUGCAACCAUGUACGGAAAUGGCGUUUAUUUUGCUGAAGAUGCCUCAUACUCAGCUCGGUCCACCUAUUCACCAUCAGACCCCAGUGGUCAGAGGUACAUGUAUUAUAGCAGAGUCUUGGUUGGUGAGUAUACACAAGGAAACCAAGGUCUCCUCACGCCCCCAGCAAAGAAUCCAAAUGAUCCAACCGACACCUUUGAUAGCGUGGUUGAUCAAAUCCCCAACCCGAAAAUCUUUGUUGUGUUCUAUGACUGGCAGUGCUAUCCAGAGUACUUGAUUACCUUUCGCUGACUCGCUCAAGGUAUUCUGCGCUGUUUAAUGUUAACGCAACAUGUGCUUCUUUAAAUAGCUAGGAAACAACAACACUAACAUACUAGGCCAAAAGUUUAAAAAGUUUAAUGGAUAGACAUCGUUAGAUUGUCAGUGUUAUAGUUUGUUUUAUUGUAUUUGUGUUUGUUUUCUACUUUUCUUCGCUCUUUUGUUUUAAUUUGUUUUUUUGUUUGACCGGUUUUCGUCGUAAAAGUUAGCCGACUCUAUGAAUACUUUAAGUUUUGGCGAUCCAUCAUAGAUCGCGCUCGGAUAACGAAGUUCUUUAUGUUUGUUUCCCCUCUUCGUCUUGUUGUUUUUUUGUCUGGUUGCAAUUGGUUGUUCAUGAUAUUGAGCGGACUUAAUUUAGACUCGGAAUUUUUUGCGUAUCAGCUAAUCGUGAUCCAUUAUAGAUCGUGCACGGAAAAAGAAAUCAUGCGGCGUACCUUAUUACGUCGCUGGCAGCGCCUGUGGGCAAAAUAAAGCGAAUUCUGUGUUCUGAUUGGCUUCCUGAGUCAAGAUGGACCCAUCUUGCCCGUACGGGAUUCCCCACUUUGAUCUCGCACAUGAAAAGAUUUUAUCGGUAUUAAGUUCGUCAUUCUUGAACAAUGUCAGCGAUGGAGACGCAAAAAGCGGCCGAAGAUAGUCCAAACAAAGAAAACAUGAUGGACUCUCGUGACUUCAUUGUGCUACGAACACAGUUGUUUGUUGUGUUUUUUCGCUUUCUUUCCCGGCUCUCGAGGUAAACAAGUCACCCUUAAUAUAAUAAAUCUGUUAGUGACGAAGCUUGUUCCGUCUAUUUGGCUGGUCAAGAUAGCUGAAUAUUGGCCGAGUUAUUUGUUUGCUUUUUAAGGACUGAGACAAAGUCAAGGUCCAUAAAAAAAAGACCAAGAAAUAGCGAGGCUAAUGUCCAGUUAUCUUGACCUCAUGCUCGGUCAUUAACGCAUAUAUAUACAUAUAUCAUAUAUUCGAUAGCUAUCUUGACCAGCCAAAUAAGCGGAACAAGCUUCGUCACUAACAGAUUUAUUAUAUUAAGAAUGGCAUAUAUUCAUAUAUAUAAAUAUAUGUAAAGAAACUUAAACUUCCGUGUCGAAUAAAGAUACUAAAACCAAUAAAAAACGAAAGUCCUCUUUUUCUUUGCUUUUGCGCUACGCGUUUCACUGCUGUUGCGGCUCUUCAGGCAUAUGCUAAUAUUGAUGAAUGUGCUGCGGGAUUGACCCCUCAGUUCACUAUCUUUCCGUUUUACAAGAUUCUCGACCCUUCCGAGGUCAUGAGAAAGAACAAAGAAAGAUUUUUUAUUUCGAACUAUAAACCCUUUCUGAAUGAUUUGAAAUUACGCUAAUUGCUCGCGCGUGCUUCGAAUUACAAUAGCCUUUGUUAUUGUAAUUACAGUUAGAUCUGUGACAUAAUAAGUCAAUAAACACACUUUGCUACUAUACCUGGAGGGUCGCAAUAGCGGUGAAACGCGUAGCGCAAAAGCAAAGAAAAAGAGGACUUUCGUUUUCCAUUGGUUUUAGUAUAUAUAUCCAUAUAUGGUUAAGACUACUUAUGCGGCACAGCUAUAUUUGUUUCGUACUUUCCUUAGCACUCGACAAAAUUAUUUAGAUGUUCAUGAUAUGGUGAAGUACAAAUGAAUGAUAACUUUGUGAAUCAUAGCUGUUACCAAACAGUUCCCGCCUGAAUCAGUUGAGCAUGGUCGUCCUGUCAAAAUGAGUUUGUGCGGCUCUGUAGAAACCUAUCUAUAUCGUUUCUCCUGUGGUAGCUCUACCCACCCCAGGUGUCGUUCGGCAACGUUAUGACUGGGGAGGGGGAGGGGAAGGGGGGAGGAGGGCGAGUGCGGGGGAGGAGCCAAGCUCGCAGUCGAAAAAGAUGAUCGAGAAAAGAAUGAGCAAAAACAAACCGGCAUCUACCGAUAGAAAAGAAAAGUUGCGAAAGGCUGCGAGAAUUACGUUUUGACACCUCAUUUUGCCCUCUUCGCUUCUUUUUGUGAAAAUUGGUUUCAUGUGCAAACUGGUAACAAUGGAGAACACGCUCGCAGUUAUAACACACUGCGUGAAAAUGAUAGAGUUUUCUAUAACCAAUGUAUUUUUGCAUUGUUUAGCAAUAUUCACAGCGUUUGCAAUUUCUUUUGGUUACCCCUGGCCAGAUUUGUUUUUUUCCCCUAGGAAAUAGGAAAAAAAAGCGAGUUAAUGAAAAGAAAGUGUGGCGUGUAAUGUAUUUCUAUAGUUAUAUCAUCUCAUUAAGAGAAAAUAAUCUCAGGUAAUCUGCGAUUAGGGCUUUAUGUUUUUGAAUGUGAGUAGGUUUGUUACUUUGUUUGGUUGCACGCUUGCUUGUUUGUUAUCUUUGUUUCCCAUGCGUAAAGCAUCAGCGACCAAAGAGCAGGAUUGAAGAGAUGGGUACAGUGUGUGGAUUUGAUAGAGGUUACAUCUUGAAUCGUAUUUUUUUAUGUACAUGUACACCUUAUUGCAAUAACCAAAAUACUGUGACAGAUAAGUGACAGAGUUUGAAAACAAGAAGACGUAGUCCCACGGCACACAUUCACAAAGAAAAUGUGUUGGUACCCAGCUGUUUCAUUUUUCUAAGGGCUGAAUUGUGCGAAAACCUUAAAGUAUAUAUUUCUAAGCUUUCAAGUGAGGCCUUGACGAUUGUAUUUAGUUGAUUCAUCCAACAAAGAUUUAAAUGCAAAACUAAUUCUCUUUGCAUCCUAUCGUUUGUUUUUUCUAUAAAAACGUUCUUGCAAUGAGGUGUACAUGAACGUCCUUACAUUUAGUUAAAAGAAAAUGACAGAGAGGAAGACGACUUUACAGCUGAAGAUGACAGACCAUGGCUUUGUGCACUAAAUGUAACAUGUAACUUUAGGAAGCUGUCUCUUGGGUAAGCUGCACAGCUUGUCGAUUGUUAGACACCGGUCUCCCGUCAAAUAAUAAAAUAAUCACUCGGAAUGAAGGAAA